UGACUCCCCGCAUUGCAGAACGGCGGUGUCCACCGUAGACAUGUUGUGCACCUUGCUCCUCCUGCCCGGCCUCCUGGUAGCGGCUUUGGCUGGCCCUGUGCUCAGGAAGGAAGACUGUGCCAAGGGCCCUGAGGUCUGGUGCCAUGAUUUGAAGACAGCAUCUGAGUGUGGGGCUCUCAAGCAUUGCCAACAGAAUGUAUGGAGCAAGCCGACUGUGAAAUCUUUCCCGUGUGAAGCAUGUAAGAAGGUGGUUUCAGUAGUUGAAAACUUUUUGAAAGAAAAUGGUUCAGAGACUGAAAUUGAGAAUUAUCUAGAGAAAGAGUGUGAGAUGCUUCCUCAGGAAGAUUGGGUUUCUAAGUGCAAGGAAAUCAUGGAGUCCUACCUGCCAAUCAUCAUCGAUGCACUUAAAGGGGAAAUGAGCAACCCCGAGGAGGUGUGCAGUGCCCUGUCCUUUUGCCGGUCCCUUCAGAAACAUCUGGCUACUCAGAGUCAGCAUCAGCAGGAACUGGAGUCUAACUCAAUCUCAGAAGUGGAUAUGUCCAAAGUGGUGGCUCCCCUCAUGUCCAAUAUCCCCCUCCUCCUCUACCCUCAGGGAGAGACCCAAAACAAGCCCCACCAGUCAGAGGUCAGCGAUGAUGGUGAUGUCUGCCAGGAUUGUCAGCAGUUAAUAACGGACCUUCAGAAAGCUGUAAAGGACAACACCACCUUCGUUCAGGACUUAGUGGAACAUUUCAAGGAAGAGUGUGAACUCCUUGGGCCUGGAGUAUCAGAGAUGUGCAAGAACUAUAUCAGUCAGUAUUCUGAUAUUGCUGUCCAGAUGUUGAUGCAUAUGCAGGAUCAGGGACCCAAGGAGAUCUGUAGUUACGCUGGCUUCUGUGAAAGGAAGCAGAGGCCUCUGGAAACCCUGGUUCCGGCUUCCAAGACUGCUGCCGAAGUGAUCCCUGCUGAAGUGAUCCCUGCUGAAGUGAUCCCUGCCGAAGUGAUCCCUGCCGAAGUGAUCCCUGCUGAAGUGAUCCCUGCUGUGGAGAUGGUGGAACCCAUCAAGGAGGACGUGGUUCAGGCCAAGGCUGGCCCCACUUGUGAGCUGUGCCAGUAUGUCAUCAAAGAGGUCAUCAAGUUGCUGGAGGGCAACAAGACUAAGGAAGACAUGAUUCACGCCGUAGAGAAGGUGUGCUCGGUCAUCCCCAAGUCCAUGGCCGAGGAGUGCCGAGACCUGGUGGAAGCCUACGGCCCGGCCAUCGUGGAUCUGCUCCUGGAUGAGACGAGCCCUCAUCUGGUGUGCAGCUUGCUUAGCCUUUGCAAGGACAAAGAGUCAGUGAACGUGGCCAAGCUCAAGAGUGGGGCCUUCUGCGAGCUCUGCAAAAAGAUCGACGGCUAUUUGGACAAGAACCUGGACAAGAACAGCACCCAGGCUAUGAUCCUCUCGGCCUUCCUGAAGGCGUGCGGCAUGUUACCCAAGCCAUACAGCGAUGAGUGUGAUGAGUUUGUGAAAGAGUACGAGCCUGUCCUGAUAGCGGCCUUGCAUGAUGAGCUGGAUCCCAAUUCUCUGUGUCUGAAAAUUGGAGCUUGCCCCAAAGCUGCUUCUAGGCCUCUGUUGGGAACAGAGCAAUGUGUCUGGGGCCCGAGCUACUGGUGUAAGAGCAUGGAGACAGCAGCUCAGUGCAACGCUGUUGAGCAUUGCAAGCGCCAUGUGUGGAACUAGAGAAGACCCUUCUCUCGGAAACAUUGCAGAUUCUUUCCUAUUUGUGUGUCUAGGGGAAGGGAACAUCCAGAUCUGAUUUUUUUUUUUUUUUGUUUUUAAAUGAGCCUGUGUCUUCUUCCUCCAUCCAUUGCCCCUUUGUACCAUUUGUCCGUCGUUGCCGUGAGUCUGUGAGGCACCCCCAACGUCGUUGCCACGCCCCCUUCUGCUAGAUGAAUGCCAUGCAUGCGUCGUGGGCUUGAGCCUGGGUUGGAUGGUGGAGAUGGAGGUUAGUGGGAGCCCGGGUUGGACAGGGAGGACAGGAGAAGCCCAACCCCACUCAGCAAACCACUAGGGAUGUGGCCCCCUCUGGGGCUUGAGCUUCUGGCCGGUGAGUUAGGUUUGGAACUGUCCUGGACUGAGGCUCUAGUCCCAUCCCCUUCGUGACUGCCUUCCUUGGGCAGAAGAGGCCUUGCUUGGUGUGUCCUCCAGGGCUGGUCUUCAGAGCCCCCUUGGCUUUCCCCAACCAGUUUUCUGAUAAUAUUGAGGAGCGCCGUCUCCUCACUAGAACUGCUUUUGGCUUAGAAGGAGAGAGGCGAGGCUUAUCUUUGCCCUAACUGGACUGAGGCAGUCCAGCUUUUAAUUUAGUUUCUCUGAACAAACUGCCCUUAGGCUUUGGCUUUCUCCUGUUUUCUCUUUUCUUUGGGGUACGCUUCUCCAGCCUUUGCUUUGAAGUGGAUUUGGGAUCUGGCUGUCACUGGGGAUGGGUGUCAGGGUGAGUGAGCUGUACUUGGAUGUAGCUGGCUGAGGGUGGGGGGAUUCCAGCAUUUCUUCUGAGCCCUGAGUUGUGUCAUGACCCCAGAGGGGCUUGCUCAGUCCUCCUGCUCCGGGGCAAUCACCUGUGUCUGGCGUGGUCUACAGUGGGGAGCACCCACAGUGCCCUUUGGGGAUGCUGCUGGAGCCCCUUUGUACAGGUUACCUUGCUUUUUUCUUGCUUCCCAGUAGAAAGGUGGCUGACCUCAAUGAGUGCAAGUUUCUCCCUUGUCACUGAAGGAAGUCCGGGCCUCAGUUUCUUUUCUUGUGCUAGCCCCUUCUGCUCUGUUCUAGGUGUUCAGGGAGGCAAGAUAUUACGUGGACUUAAAUAUUGAUGACUUUUGUUUUGUUCUCGUUUUGCCUUAAAGCUUUCUGUAAUUAACAAUAAAAGUUCCAGUAAACUAAA
This is a messenger RNA of Gracilinanus agilis (Agile Gracile Mouse Opossum), 2897 nucleotides long. RefSeq names its product prosaposin (gene PSAP). The record is from RefSeq and is a predicted model, not a curated record. The transcript is spliced from 15 exons. Lineage: Eukaryota; Metazoa; Chordata; Mammalia; Didelphimorphia; Didelphidae. Gene Ontology annotation, biological process: sphingolipid metabolic process. Bases 41 to 1702 code for a protein of 553 amino acids. Gene Ontology annotation, cellular component: lysosome.